Copidosoma floridanum is the source of this 1637-nucleotide messenger RNA. Its product is annotated as protein O-glucosyltransferase 2. Gene Ontology annotation, cellular component: endomembrane system. The record is from RefSeq and is a predicted model, not a curated record. NCBI's taxonomy places the organism in Eukaryota, Metazoa, Arthropoda, Insecta, Hymenoptera, Encyrtidae. Gene Ontology annotation, molecular function: glucosyltransferase activity.
AAAGAAGAAUUUGCCGUGUAAAUGUCGGUUAAUUUAUGGCGAACGUUGUGCGCUUUGAUAAAAGCAGUUGAAAAUCGGCAAAACCUCGAGUGCACGAGAACACGUAGAAAAGUUCCACGAUGAGGACAAAUAAGUACUUGUUCGUUCUUUUGGUGGUUAUUACGAAUUCAAAUUCCAUACGGUGUGCUGAGGACAGCGUUUCUAUUGACGAGUCGAAAACAAUAGUCUGGGGCCCAGGAUUGGACCCCGAAAAUAUCAUUUUGAGGGCGAGAUACAUAUUUCUACAGCUCGUCGAUGAACAAGGAAAAAACGUUACAAAGUCUCCUGGGAAAAGUCUGGUCACAGCUCGGAUAACUGGAACCACCGAGCAGGGUGAUCCUUGUCCCAUUUGGACCCAAAUUUUCGACUGCAAAGAUGGUUCUUUUAUCGUCAGAUACAAAAUUUUCAACACUUGUUUUAAUUUUCGUAUUUUGUUACUGGUUAAAAACCGAGUUUUAUCUUUGAAACGAAACGAUUUCAAAGGGCCAAUACAUGAGGAAGAAUGCUACUGUCCGAAUCCUUUAGUGCACAUAUGGCUUGAAAAUAACGAAUGUCUUCCGAGUCACCGACAAAUUUCGAGGGAUCUUGCAACGUUUCCUAGCGUAGAUUUUGAUGAUUUGAGGAAUAAAAUUGUUGACAAAUUUAACAAACCGAAUAGUAUAAGUGUUUGCCACUACGUUAUCAAAGAUAACAAGAUUUAUAGAAAAUGUUACGGACAGCACGUCGGUUUUAAAAUAUUUACAGACACAAUUUUACUUUCUCUAACGAGAAAAACAGUUUUACCAGAUGUUGAAUUUUUCAUGAAUUUAGGAGAUUGGCCUCUAGUUUCCGAGAAAAAGGAUAUCCUUCCCAUAUUCUCGUGGUGUGGCUCUGAAGGCUUCAAAGAUAUUGUUCUACCAACUUGGGAUUUGACCGAGUCAUCCAUUGAAGCCAUGGGCAGAGUCAUGCUUGAUAUGGUAUCUGUACAAGGUAAUACAAAUUCAUCGUGGAAUGAAAAAAUCCCGAAAAUGUUCUGGAGAGGCAGAGACUCCAGAAGAGAACGCCUUGAUUUAAUAGACAUUGCGAGAAAUAAUCCAGAUCUUUUCAAUGCAUCAAUCACAAACUUUUUCUUUUUUCGAAAUGAAAUGGCAAAAUAUGGCCCAGGUGAAAAGCAUACGUCAUUUUUCGAUUUUUUCGAGUAUAAAUAUCAGUUAAACAUCGAUGGAACGGUAGCAGCGUACAGAUUUCCUUAUUUACUGGCUGGCGAUUGUUUAGUCUUUAAACAAAACUCAAAGUAUUACGAAUUCUUCUAUGAAGAUGUCGAACCGUUCAAGCAUUACGUUCCUGUGAAAAGCGAUUUGUCAGAUCUCGUGGAGAAAAUUAAGUGGGCCAUGGAAAAUGACGCUGAAGCUUUUAAAAUCACCAAAGAAGCUAGAUUAUUUGCCAGGAAUAAUUUGAUGCCGCAAAAUGUAUUUUGUUACUACGUUGCUUUGUUAUACGAGUGGAGUAAGAGAUUGAAAAGUACCGUCCAAGUUUUACCUGAAAUGGAACAAGUUUUUCAACCAGAGCACAAGUGCAAAUGUAUAACUAAUGAAAAAGGAAAUAAAGAUGAACUUUAA